GACCAGGAUGAGUUCCACCCGAGCUCCCGAAGGUUGCCGCUCCAACCUGGCGUCCAGGUACUACAUGCUCUGUGACUUGAACGCCUCCUGGGGCAUCGUCCUGGAAGCGCUGGCCGGUGCUGGAGCCGUGACCACAGUGGUCUUCAUGGUUGCCCUCCUGGCCCUCGUCGGCAAGGUGCAGGACUCCAACAGGCGCAAGAUGCUGCCCACGCAGUUCCUCUUCCUCUGCGGUGUGUUGGGGCUCUUCGGCUUGACCUUUGCCUUCAUCAUCAGACUGGACGGGGCCACGGGGCCCACGCGCUUCUUCCUCUUCGGUGUCCUCUUUGCUCUCUGUUUCUCCUGUCUCCUGGUACAUGCUUUCAACUUGACGCAGCUCGUGCGGGGCAGGAGUUCGCUCUCCAUGCUGGUGACUCUGGGCCUGGCGUUGGGCUUCAGCCUGGUGCAGGACGUCAUCGCCAUCGAGUAUGUGGUCCUCGCCAUGAACAGGACCAACGUGGAUGCCUUCUCUGAGCUCUCGGCGCCUCGCCGCAACGAAGACUUUGUCCUGCUGCUCAUCUACGUUCUUCUGUUGAUGGCACUCACCUUCGUUAUGGCUUCCUUCACCUUCUGUGGCCCCUUCACUGGCUGGAAGAUACACGGGUCCCAUGUCUACAUUGCCAUGCUCCUGUCCAUUGCCAUCUGGGUGGCUUGGAUCAGCCUGCUUUUGGUUCCCAGCCCGGGCCCCGAGUGGGACGACACCAUCCUGAGCACGGCCCUGGUGGCCAAUGGCUGGGCUUUCCUGUUUGCUUAUGUUGGGCCUGAGUUUCGGCUGCUCACAAAUCAGCGCGAACCCACGGAUUAUCCGCUCGAGGAUGCUUUUUGUAAACCGCAGCACAUGAAGCCGAAUCAAGGGAUGGAGAACAGGGCGUAUUUUGAAGAUGAUAUGUAUCAAGGCCGUGGAGAGAUAGGGGACACACUCCAUGCCCCUUACGCCACCCAUUUCCAGCUCCAGGAGCGGACCCCCCAGAAAGACUUCUCCAUUCCCCGGGCCCAGGCCCGGCCCAGCCCUUACAAAGGCUACGAAGGCAGGAAGGAGGGCAGCUAACAGGCUUCUCCAGUGUGAC
This is a messenger RNA of Ochotona princeps (American pika), 1103 nucleotides long. It is a transcript of the gene GPRC5A, whose product is annotated as G protein-coupled receptor class C group 5 member A. The transcript is spliced from 3 exons. The record is from RefSeq and is a predicted model, not a curated record. Gene Ontology annotation, cellular component: plasma membrane; intracellular membrane-bounded organelle; extracellular exosome. Gene Ontology annotation, molecular function: protein kinase activator activity; G protein-coupled receptor activity. NCBI's taxonomy places the organism in Eukaryota, Metazoa, Chordata, Mammalia, Lagomorpha, Ochotonidae. Gene Ontology annotation, biological process: G protein-coupled receptor signaling pathway. Bases 8 to 1084 code for a protein of 358 amino acids.